Molecule: messenger RNA, 352 nt
Organism: Notodromas monacha
Lineage: Eukaryota; Metazoa; Arthropoda; Ostracoda; Podocopida; Cyprididae
Source: the annotation of a GenBank genome assembly
UGUUCUCUAUAAUAGGCUGCUCUGCAAAAUGAACCACUUGAGCAUAAGUUGGUUGUGUGUACUACUGCUGACUGUAGUGGUUUUCCCAAGUGAAACAGCUGCUGAACCUCAACAGCGGUGGUUAGGGCAGCCUGCAGCUGAUGUCACUAACGCGGAUAUUCGAGACUCCAUGAUCGGAUUGCACACGGCUCUCACUGAGUUGAAGGAGAAGUUUGAGAAGCACGAUGUGCGAGAAAAGACAACUGCGAAUUCCCUGUUGAACUCUGUUCGCCGCAUUGCUUCAGCCACCAAGACCAUGGAAACAGUGGCUGUCAACUUGGGGAGAAUGGACGUCAGACUGGCCAACUUGGAG